AUGCCAUUCAAAGUGAUGCAAACCAUGGAACGAGGUUGUCUGCGAUUGACGACUGUCCCAGAGCAGUGGGAAAAAAAUUGUAUUUUGUUGUGGCCCAAAACUAACGCGGAAAAACUUAGAAGGCGCGAGAAUUGUUAUCCAGAUCCUACUUGGACAGCUUUUAAUUGUAUCUUGAAAAGAAACCAUUUAAGAUCAUUUAAAGACGCAGAAAAUCAAAUAGAUGCAAUGAGCAAUAGGUCCGAUACCGAGACGGAGAAUGAGUAUCGAAACAAAUCGCUAUCUGCAACUACUCAAAGGGAACCGUUGUCUCAGUCUUUUAAUAAAAUGGCGCAGGAGUUGGUAGAGAAUGAUCAAGAAAAUAUUGCUGCUGCUGCUAUGCUAGAAAAAGAAAACAUGCCACCGGGCGAAAAUUAUGAUGCUGCCGUUAAUAUUGUUCGAAGUCAGGAACCAAACUCUUUACCGGAAGCAAUUGACCUAGGCUCUGAAAACGCAGACAAAGUCAAAGCAUUUUGA
Molecule: messenger RNA, 513 nt
Organism: Diatraea saccharalis (sugarcane borer)
Lineage: Eukaryota; Metazoa; Arthropoda; Insecta; Lepidoptera; Crambidae
Source: the annotation of a GenBank genome assembly